This is a messenger RNA of Patiria miniata (bat star), 3302 nucleotides long. RefSeq names its product short/branched chain specific acyl-CoA dehydrogenase, mitochondrial-like (gene acadsb). Bases 87 to 1442 code for a protein of 451 amino acids. Gene Ontology annotation, cellular component: mitochondrion. The record is from RefSeq and is a predicted model, not a curated record. NCBI's taxonomy places the organism in Eukaryota, Metazoa, Echinodermata, Asteroidea, Valvatida, Asterinidae. The transcript is spliced from 10 exons. Gene Ontology annotation, molecular function: flavin adenine dinucleotide binding; acyl-CoA dehydrogenase activity.
CACGGGGACGAGGUGAAACCGAGUAUCGCUGGUUUCUUCGACUUGAUAUACGUUACAAAUGGGCAGCAGAGUACCAAUCAACAAUAAUGGCCGCCAGGUUGCUCAACAGAGUUCGGCAGCAUCUGCCAAGAGUCAGCAAAUUGUCCUGUCGGGCGGACUUGAAGAAUACCCCACCAUCAUGUCAUCAGUUAAGAAACAUAAUCACCCCUCUCGCACGGAGGUUAACCACAGUGGCCGAUCCAAGCCAAAGCUAUGCAGCUGCCAGCGGUCACCAGGCAGGCCGACUACCAGCGACGCAGUUAUCGGAGGAGGAACAGUUGAUGAAGGAUAUGGUAGCCAAAUUUGCUAAGGAGCAAAUUGGUCCGUUGGUGCGGGAGAUGGAUGACAGAGGAGAGACAGACAUGGGAAUUAUUCAGGCGAUGUUCGACAACGGGCUAAUGGGAACUGAGAUUCCCGAGUCUUACGGUGGCCCUGGGGCCUCCUUCUUCCAGUCCAACAUCAUUGUUGAGGAGUUAGCUAAGGUAGACCCUUCCAUUGCCGUCUGUAACGACAUCCACAACACCCUGAUUGUCACUCUGUUUCUCAAGUACGGCACGGAGGACCAAAAAAAUAAGUACCUGCCCAUGCUGAUGGCCGAUCAGGUUGGAAGCUUCUGUCUGUCUGAAGCCAACGCCGGUAGUGAUGCGUUUGCCCUGGAGACCAAGGCAGUCCAAGACGGAGAUUUUUAUCUCAUCAGUGGCAGCAAGAUGUGGAUAAGCAGUGCAGCGUUUGCUGGUGUCUUCCUAGUUAUGGCCAAUGCAGACUUCAGUGCUGGUUACAAAGGCAUCACAACGUUCAUUGUGGACAGGGACACUGAGGGACUAACAGUUGGAAAAAAAGAAGAUAAAUUAGGCCUCAGAGCAUCACCAACAUGUGAGGUGCACUUUGACAACGUCCGAGUGCACAAGAGUCAGGUGUUAGGCCAAGUUGGUCACGGGUACAAGUACGCCAUUGGCAUGCUGAAUGAAGGACGCAUAGGCAUUGCUUCCCAGAUGGUUGGGCUAGCUCAAGGUGCUUUGGAUAGCACCAUUCCAUAUCUGAUGGAACGCAAACAAUUCAAACAAGCCUUGUGGGAUUUUCAGGCAGUACAACACCAAGUUGCCCACCUCAGCACACAGGUUGAAGUGGCUAGAGUCAUGACGUACAAUGCAGCUCGCAUGAAGGACGCAGGGCAGUCAGUCAUCAAGGAGGCUUCCAUGGUCAAGUACUUUUCCGCUGAGGUUGCCACGGAGGUGACGUCGCGCUGUGUGGAGCUGAUGGGAGGGGUGGGUUUCACCAAAGAUUACCCCGUGGAGAAAUUCUACAGGGACUGCAAAGCUGGUUGCAUCUACGAGGGUGCUAGCAACAUCCAGCUCAACACCAUCGCCAAGUGUCUCCAGUCUGAACUCGCUAAGGGCAAAUAAAUCCACUUCUCUUGUAGACAAGUCCAGGCGCGUGAUCACCGUACACUCACGAGGCCCCCAUCAAUGGAGAAACCACUGUGAAUGCUAUUGUACAAAGCAGCUGCCCGUGACGGAUUAUCUCACCAAUAGCUUGACAAUACUUUCGCCGUUGAAGGGGGCCUCCGUGAUAGAAUUGCCAGCGUGCCCGGAUUGGUCCUGGGCCAAAUUUCAAUAAUUUUGAAAUUACUGCUAAGCAAAUUUCUAUGCUAAGCUUAAGUCAGACAGGAACCAGCCACGAGCAGUAUGCAUUGCAUGACUUUUUAGCUGGUAACCAGUUUUUUCCAAGCAAGUAUAUUCUAUGCUUAGGCCGUGUCCAAAUUACUUGGCUACGGCUAGAAAUUACACACAUGCCUAUGGAAGCGGCUACAGCCACUUCCCAUAGACCAUGUGUUAUUUCCAGCAAGGUACUUCAGAUGCCUCAGCAGCUCCAUUCGCUCAAAAUGUACACGUUUCAUCAUGCCGGUAAGCUACGCUACAACACUUUGCAUUUCCUUCACAAUAUUUUUGCAAGAGAUACACCACUACCAGGAUAGGGCGUGGGUACCCGCAAACUAAACAAAGAGUACUUUCUUCCUUUUCUGUUAUAAAAUCUCAAGAAUGAAUCGUGCGUUUUAAAUUUACAGUUUAAAUUUACAGAGUCAGAUUUGCUGUAUGUUUUGUAUUAAUGGGCAGUUUGGGAAGGAUCUUUACAAUGGACCGACCCCACCAUGGUCACCUGACCAAAGGACGUGAUGUGAUUGGUGAAUGGCAUGCAGGAAGGGUCCAUUAUAGACUGUUUGUUGAUAAUAUAAAUGCUAAUAUAAAUACUUGUAAAAGUUUGUACAAAUCCACAGAUAUAUCUUUGUAAAGUAGGGGUGUUUGAUAUUAUUUAGUAGAAUAUAAUGGGUUUUCAAAAGAUUGUUCAGUAUCGCUAAAAUUUACUUCAAUAUUGCGCAGCUGACGGGGAUGUUUGUUACAUCUGACUGUUUGGUAUAGUAGAGGCCGUUAUAGUGGCAUACUACUGGUUUUUUUCCCCUUAUUAUUUUAACCAAAUGUUUCAUACAGAGACUGGUGGUUGUUAUAGUGGCACUCCACUGGGCUUCUUUUGGGAGGGUAAACAAAAAAGUGGGGUUUUUGGGGUUGAUGUCUUUUGUUAAGAAUAUGUAUUCCCCAGUUUACAAUUAAAUGCAUAUUGAUAUUAUCUACCACUGACAAAUGUUCUGGUUUUUAUCAUUAAGCCCCCAAAUCCCAGGUUUUUUUAAAAAAAAUUCUGGGGGGGGGGGGGAGUUGGAUAAUAUUUCAGGGAAGCUUUGCUGGAUUAUUGAUUUCCAGUGUAAAAUUCCUCAACCGUGGUUUUUCUGAUGAAUUUUCAAUCUUGUGUUGCACCUCGAAAGCUGGCCCCCAAAAGAUCAAAGUCUUUUAUUUUGGUUCAGGAUGAUAAUCAAAGACAAAUUAAAUUUCAAGAAAUAAAAUCAGACGGAGAGCCAAAGUAAGUUGACACAGUGAAUGUUUACUGUUACCAUCUAUUUAACUACCAUAUGUUUAAUAGUAAGAAUAUUAAUAAUAAGCCUAGUGUUACUGUGUAAAUGCCUGCAUUUUUUUUUCCUUUUAAAUUUCAUCUCCUUGUACAUGUCAAAAUAAACCAGAAUAAAAUUUAGAGCAGACGUAAUUUAUACAGUUCACUUGACACCCACAUUACGAAAAAAAAUUGCAUUUCUUGUGAGUGUUUAUUUCUCCUCUGGACAGACACAUACAAAUGUUCUACUUACAAUGAUUUUUCCUUAGAUUUUUUUUACAUUAAAGAAGUCUUUAAAGGCAAGACAGUGCCAUUUGCCUUACCGU